This is a messenger RNA of Schizophyllum commune H4-8, 384 nucleotides long. RefSeq lists its product as uncharacterized. The record is from RefSeq and is a predicted model, not a curated record. The transcript has a single exon. The annotation marks the transcript as partial. NCBI's taxonomy places the organism in Eukaryota, Fungi, Basidiomycota, Agaricomycetes, Agaricales, Schizophyllaceae.
AUGGUGUACCGCACUAUCAGCCGUGAUCUCAAACUCGCUGCUGUCAAGCUCUACGAUGCUGGGCACAUGAUUGUCGAGGAUAUCUGCGACUGCGUCGGCUUCAGCACCAGGACCUUCUCGCGCAUCCACAGACUGUGGACUGAAACGGGCGACGUCGUCAAACACAAGCACGGCAUCCCUGGUCGACGGCGGGAACUCAUGCUAGACGACGUCAUGUACCUUCUCCGCCUAGUCCGUCAACGCCCUGACUGGUUCCUCGAAGAACUUGCCGAUCUCCUCCGCGAAAACCGCUUCCUCUCCGUGCACUUCUCAACCAUUCAUCGAGAACUUCUUCGUCAUGGCUAUACCUCGAAGAAGCUGCGCCGUAUUGCCAAGGAGCGCAAC